This is a messenger RNA of Orbilia oligospora ATCC 24927, 750 nucleotides long. RefSeq lists its product as uncharacterized. Lineage: Eukaryota; Fungi; Ascomycota; Orbiliomycetes; Orbiliales; Orbiliaceae. The transcript has 3 exons. The record is from RefSeq and is a predicted model, not a curated record. Gene Ontology annotation, biological process: negative regulation of transcription by RNA polymerase III. Gene Ontology annotation, cellular component: nucleus. Bases 1 to 750 code for a protein of 249 amino acids. Gene Ontology annotation, molecular function: RNA polymerase III core binding.
AUGAAGUUUCUACACCUGCCAGGUAUCGAUGCAAUAAACCUUGAUCUCAAUUUCUCAACAAGCGAUUGCUGUGUUUUUGGUGGCUGUGACCUUUAUACAACAAAGGCUACUGGUUCCGACAAACGUUUGCUCCGCUCUAUAACCGAUACAAUAGAAACGAAAUUUGAAGCAGAUGCAAGGCUUUCAGCGUCGCUUUCACCACCACUAGACUCAACUGAACUUUUCUCCCGAUCGUCACCGUUUGGGCCGCUCGAUCAAACCAGCUCGCGUAAAAUAUACUCGUACCUCCUUGCAACCCUGAAUGCAUCGCACCCAUACCACGAAUUUAGUUCUAUCGUACGGCCUGACCACUUUAGCAAAGAACGAUGUCUUCUUACAACUAUGAAUCGCUUCAAUGCCGCCCUUUUUAAUCUUGGAAAAACGAUCCCGAACCUCUGGGAAACGAUAGACAUGGAGAUGGAUCUUAAGGACUGCGCUAUCUACGUUUACGAACCAGACAACCUGGAGGACCCUUAUGCCACGGAAGGCCUUCUCUGGUGUAUGAUGUAUUUCUUUCAUAAUAAACACCGAAAACGGGUAUGUUAUUUAUACUUGCGCGCGGUGUCGAAAAGCAGUCAUUCCCACUCAAACAGAACAAUGGAAACAUGGCAGGAGGAGUGCGAUGACGAAGACUGGAAUUCCGACUCUGAGCGCUUAUGGGAAACCCCCGGUUCCGACAGUGACGAAUUUGUAGAGCACAUGGAGAUAUAA